This is a messenger RNA of Penicillium griseofulvum, 660 nucleotides long. Its product is annotated as lysoplasmalogenase. Gene Ontology annotation, cellular component: membrane. The transcript has a single exon. The coding region runs from base 1 to 660 and encodes 219 amino acids. The record is from RefSeq and is a predicted model, not a curated record. Lineage: Eukaryota; Fungi; Ascomycota; Eurotiomycetes; Eurotiales; Aspergillaceae.
AUGCUCUCUUCAGUUGCUUUCCUCAGCAGCCCAUUACUCCUACCAUCCACAGAAUGGUCAGACUAUCGCCGUCUCAUUACCAUCGGUCUGAGCUGUUCCUUGCUAGGCGAUUUCUUCCUGAUCCCCUCGCACCAUGAAUUCCACGGCUUGAACAAAUCCUCCGACAAAGAGGGAAAAGUAUCAAUCUCUUUCCAACUCGGUAUCGUCGCCUUCGCCGCAGCUCAUAUAGCCUACACUGUAGCGUUCCUGCAGGAUUCCUCUCUCACAUCCUGGAAGGUCUUUGCAACUACCUUCGUAGCUACUCUGGCCGCUGCAAAAUGGUUGGGUGUCAUAUAUCCCCCGCCGCAUCACUCACUCCAGACAAAUGUACUGGACCUCAAUAUCGCUCCUGACAUGAAGCCGUUGGUGUCGGCUUAUGCGGUUAUUAUCGGUGCCAUGUUUGCCGCUGCUACCGCUACCGCUCCGUUGGUUGUGCCAACCGAUUGGUUCCACUCGCGUGCCCUGGGGGCUGCAAUGUUCGUUGUAAGCGACCUUUUCGUCGCGAAAAAUGCUUUUGGGAAAUCUUCUGCAGCGAGGAAUAGGGGAAUUGUUAGUAUCUUUGUGGGUUAUGCGCUCUAUUUCUGGGCCCAAAUGGUCAUUGCUGGAACAGUCUAUGCGUAA